GACCACAAGGGCGUGUAGGAAGAUGAUUGCCAUGCAACCCAAGGAGUUGUUCCCAUGGCGUUGUCUUGCUCAGCUCUUCACCUGCAUACCUAAAAAGCAAGUUUUGAUCCGAUACUUUCACACAAACCCUUGGAGAUCGGAAAAUUUGAUCUCCAAAAACACUAUCUUAGGAAUUGGCAACCCUUUGCUUGAUAUAGUCGCUGCGGACUCUCUGUUAGAAAAGUAUUCACUGAAACCAAAUAAUGCUAUUUUGGCAGAAGAAAGGCACUUGCCGUUGUUUGAAGAGUUGAAACGUUACCCCGUUGAAUACAUUGCUGGUGGAGAUGUCCUCAAUUCUAUUCGCGUUGCUCAGUGGUUGUUGGAUAAGCCGGAAUCGACAACUUAUUUUGGUGCAGUUGGGACGGACGAGCAUUCGAAACAACUUCAAAAGUGUGCCACUGCGGAUAGAGUAGAAACACAUUUUGAACACAAACCUAAUCUACCAACAGGAGUUUGUGGUGUCUUGGUGACUGCCAAAGGGUUUUGUCGUUCGUUGGUAGCCAAGUUAGGUGCUGCAAGUCAUUAUUCUGUCGAGCAUCUGCGUGCAAGGGAACAGUGGGAAUUGGUGAAAAAAGCACAAAUUUUCUAUUCUAGUGCGUUCUUUUGUGCAGUCUCCCCAGAGUCACUUUUUGAGCUAGGAACUCAUGCUUGUGCAAAUGACAAAACAUUUUGUCACAACCUGGCAGCGCCUUUUCUUAUCGAAAAUUCUAAAUACUUCCAAAUUUUAAAAGAUAUACUACGCUAUGUAGAUAUAAUAUUUGGAAACGAUGCCGAAGCAAGGGCAUUUGCAAAGUCGAUGAAUUGGUCCACACAAAAUGUAACAGAGAUUGCUCAAAGAAUGGCAAGAGAACCUAAAGCAAAUGCAUGUCCACGCACAGUGAUUGUGACGCGGGGAACGGAACCAACUAUAGUUGCUAUUGGCAGCAGUCGUAGGCUUUGGUCUGUGGAGGAAUAUGGUAUUAUUCCUUGCGACCCAUCUGAACUAGUAGAUACAACAGGUGCUGGGGAUUCAUUUGUAGGAGGCUUUUUGGCAGGUUUAGCAAAGGGAGUUGGAUUAGUUGAAUGUAUUGCACAUGCGAAUUAUGCUGCAAAUAUUAUUGUGAAAAGGCCGGGAUGUAACUUACCUAAACAAGCCAACUAUAAAUGGCGCGGAUACACACUUCGAUAUUGAAACCAAACACAUAUGUCUUUAUUCAAUGAAAGAGUUUCAAGAUGA
This is a messenger RNA of Galdieria sulphuraria, 1255 nucleotides long. Its product is annotated as adenosine kinase. Gene Ontology annotation, biological process: purine ribonucleoside salvage. The record is from RefSeq and is a predicted model, not a curated record. Gene Ontology annotation, molecular function: adenosine kinase activity. Gene Ontology annotation, cellular component: cytosol; nucleus. The transcript is spliced from 6 exons. The coding region runs from base 23 to 1210 and encodes 395 amino acids. Lineage: Eukaryota; Rhodophyta; Bangiophyceae; Galdieriales; Galdieriaceae.